CCCCUUCCUGCAUGUUUCUCUCUUUCACCUUCCAUAGCAGACGCUCUCGAACCCACUGUUUACCCCAUGUCGAUGGUGAACCUCCCCGUUGUUUAGUGCCGCACGUCAAUUGCCUUGCAGACGGGCGGUCCGCGCAAGUACAUAGCAUUGUGUAUACCCUCCUGUUGCUCGUCCCCCCAGCCCCCCAGGGAACUGGAAGGCACCACCACCACGCCCCGUUCUGGGUCCACUAACCCAGCAGCCACGACCCAUAUACCCACGUUGUGAUCCCCCCGGAUACCCAUCUAUCUCCGCCCCUCGGUCCUUGCCCGCAGUGGUACAGUUGCCUGUAUGUACCAUUGCCUACUUCAACGCCAGCGCGAGCACCUCACUCAGUGUAUGCAGUUUUUGAGGGAUUACGGCCCCGAGAUGUCCCUGGACCCCCGCUUCUACCACCACAUCGGUCACCUCGCCGGUCCGGGCUCCCAGUCCUCCGCCUCGUCCUCGGGGGCCUCCGCCAUCACUGGCAUCACUAGCCCGUCCGCCCUCUCGAUGACCGCCUCCGCAGCGUCUAUGCGGUCGACCGCGUCCAGCCCGUCGUUGCGCGCCCGUGAGAGCGUGGCCAUCGCGACCCACCGCGCCGAUGGCGUCUCCAGUCCCUCUGCCGGCGGCGGCGGCAAUGUGCGGGUGGUCGUUCGGGUCAGGAAGUUCCUGCCUAGAGAGAUCGACCGUAAGGCCAAGUGCCUGAUCAGCAUGGACCCGCACACCCAGAUGACCAGGCUGAGGGCGCCCCAGAACCCGGAAGACGAGGGCAAGCCCAAAUCGCAGGCGCGUGGAAAGGUCCUGGAAGAUAAGUCCUUCAUCUUCGACAAUUCCUUCUGGUCCCAUAACGAAAAGGACGGCCACUAUGCCCACCAGGAAGAUGUAUACAACUGUUUGGGGGAGGAGUUUCUGGAUCACAACUUUGAGGGAUACCAUACCUGCAUCUUUGCCUACGGACAGACCGGCUCCGGCAAGAGUUACACCAUGAUGGGCACGGCCGACCAGCCCGGAUUGAUUCCCCGGACCUGCGAAGAUCUGUUCCAGCGCAUCGAAACCGCCGAAACCCCCAACGUCAGCUUCAAUGUCCGCGUCUCCUACUUCGAGGUCUAUAACGAACAUGUGCGCGAUCUCCUGGUGCCCCGGACCGACCCUCCGCAUUAUCUCCGCAUCCGCGAGUCGCCCUUGGAGGGACCGUACGUCAAGGACCUGACGGAGGUGACGGCGAAGAGCUACGAUGAGAUCAUGAAGUUCAUGCGCAAAGGCGACAUGUCCCGCACAGUGGCCAGCACCAAGAUGAACGACACGUCGUCCCGAUCCCACGCGGUCUUUACGAUCACGCUCAAGCAGAUCCAUCACGACCUUUCGACUGAUGAAACCACCGAACGCACCGCACGCAUCCGUCUGGUUGAUCUGGCGGGAUCCGAACGAGCCAAGUCCACUGAAGCGACGGGCCAGCGACUGCGCGAGGGCUCCAAUAUCAACAAGUCCCUGACAACACUGGGUCGCGUUAUCGCCGCACUUGCCGAUCCCAAGCCUGGACGCCCGGGCAAACGCAAGGUUAAAGAUGUCGUUCCGUAUCGCGAUUCCAUCCUCACCUGGCUGUUGAAGGAUAGUCUGGGCGGCAACUCAAAGACAGCGAUGAUCGCGUGCAUUUCCCCCAGCGACUACGACGAGACGCUCUCGACCCUUCGAUACGCGGACCAAGCCAAGCGCAUCCGCACGCGGGCUCGGGUCAACCAGGACCACCUCUCCGCUGCGGAACGGGACAAGCAGAUCGCGGAGAUGGCGGAGACGAUCCGCACGCUGCAGCUGAGCGUCAGCUUGGCGACGGCCAAUCGGCGGGAGAACGAGAACCAGAAUGAACGGCUCGAGGAGUACCAGCAGAAAGUGGAGAAGCUUCAGCGGCUGAUGGAGGAGACCAAGAUGGUCAGCGAGUGCAAGAUCCGGCAGCUGCAAACAGAGAACGAGGCGAUGCGCAACCAUUUGAAACUGGCACUGGAUAGCAUCCGGAACCCGAUUCCCCCGGUGAUUGUGCCCAAGCGCCGAGACAGCCGGUUCAGUGUGGAUGAGAGCGACGGCUCCCUGACGUGCAGAAAGCAGAGCCGUGCGCUGUCGCCGCCGUCGGACCUGGAUUCGGAGCCGGAGCCAGACCUCAUCUGGGAAGAUGAGGACACGAUCGAGAGUGAUUCCAGUCAUUUCGAGGCGCAGGAGAUGCAGGCGCACAUGGAGAACCUUCUGGACGACCUGAACAUGUUCAAACGCAAGCUGGCGACGGAUCAUGAGCGAUUUCGACCCAGCUUGCCUCUGGACGGGCGGAAGCGACGGCGAGCACUAGGGGAUGUUUGGGCAAACAAUCGAUAG
Messenger RNA from Aspergillus heteromorphus CBS 117.55, 2382 nucleotides. Its product is annotated as kinesin-3 family protein uncB. The transcript has 2 exons. Gene Ontology annotation, molecular function: microtubule binding; ATP binding; microtubule motor activity. The coding region runs from base 331 to 2382 and encodes 683 amino acids. The record is from RefSeq and is a predicted model, not a curated record. Gene Ontology annotation, biological process: microtubule-based movement; mitotic spindle organization. NCBI's taxonomy places the organism in Eukaryota, Fungi, Ascomycota, Eurotiomycetes, Eurotiales, Aspergillaceae.